Molecule: messenger RNA, 735 nt
Organism: Lemur catta (Ring-tailed lemur)
Lineage: Eukaryota; Metazoa; Chordata; Mammalia; Primates; Lemuridae
Source: RefSeq, a predicted model, not a curated record
AUGACUCGAGCCCGGAGCCGCCGCGUUUCCCCAGCGCGCCUGGCGGAGAGGGCCCAGAUGUGCGGCGCUGCCUCCGGCUGCCCCUCCACCAACGGUGGGGAACGCUGGGCCGUGUACGGGCAGCGAGGUGCGUCCGGCCUCGAAGGCGACGGCGAAGGCGGAGCCCCGGCCCGGCCGGGGAAGCGCGCGGGGAGGCCCCCCCACUGGCCCGCCGGGGUAAACAAGGCCGCGACUCGCGCUGCACACUUACCGGGAGCCGCGGCCCGGCGACCGCUGAGCCCAGGCGGGCCACACCAGGUCAAGCCGGGCCAGAGGGGUCAGACUGGAACGCGGCAGCGGCGGAGGCGGCGGGCCGACGCCGGUCGAGCCCGCGCUGCUUCCUCCGGCAGAGUAGUCCCCGCACUUCCGGAAGUGUUUGGCUUAGUGGCGUCACUUCCGGCCCGGGGUCGACCCGUGGUCGUCCUCCGUACAGGCUACUGGUUAAAAUGCCCCGUUGGCGCCGCCUUCUUGCAACCCGACGCUCAGAGCAAGAGUCUAACCCGGGUGCCACGGUUUCCGAUGGCAGCGGAAAGGGGUCUUGGAAGGAUGUGCACUGAUCUCUGGACAGCGGCAACAACCCUGGAUGGGAGAAAAGAGAAUUGCAGUGAGUUAAUGGGAAUAUUCACAAGCUGCUAUCAAUAGUUUUGUUUUAAUUUUUUUAAUUUUAAUUUUUUGAGACAGGGUCUCAUUCUGUUG